AUUGUUUAGUAGUAGGGGAGAAGCGAAGUUUGUUUCGCGUAAUUUUUUGUUGGUUUUCAUGGAUGCAAAAUGCAGAACUCCAAGGCCAAAAUGGAUGAGUUUAAGACAAGGUUCAUGGACAUGCUGCACAAACAGACGAACCGACAAAUGAAAAUUCCAGCAAUGGGAUUUUCCGAUUAUUUCAUACAGACGGUCACAACGGACGCCUUGCCCUCCACAACAACAACGGCAGCGGCGUCUCCAGGAGCGAGUAGUGCAGAGGCGGAUGACGUCACAGAUGGUGCAGCGAGCGCACAAAAAUCAGAUCAGGAAAUACUGGAGAGCAUUGAAGAUUGCUACUACGAUGCUGAUAGCAAUCUGGAACUGUACGAGCUCAAAAAAGUUCUCAGCGCUGGCAUUGAUAACCAGCUGAUUGAAGAGACUAUCGCUCAACUACGCGUGCAACAGAAGGUGCUGACCAAGCAGGUGCUGCAAAACAUAUUGGAGCAGCGCAAUGCAUGCAGCAGCGAGUUCCAGGCCAUCAAUGAAACGCAAAAGAAGCUGGAGGAAUCUCUUUGGACUUGUCAAAAGGCACGCUCAUAUCUAAACUAUGCACGCACAAAUCUAACAACGACCAGCUUGGAGAUCUUGGCCAGCUAUCGCAAGCGGGAGGUGCUCAAGGAAGUGCUGCAAACACUGGUCGCUAUCAAGAAAUUGCGCACCACGGACGAGGAGCUGCAGAAGCUGUUGGCAGAGCACAACUAUUCAGCAGCUAUUGCGCUGCUCCUGCAAUGUCAGAGUUCUGUGGCCGACUUUAUGCAAUAUAAUUGUGUCCAAUCGCUGCACAAAAAGCUGCAGGAGACAAUGCUGUUGAUGGAGUAUCAGCUGGACACCGUGCUCAAUGAAAUGGUUCUGAAAUUUGAUGUGCGUAAAUACGCCAAGCUACAGGAGGCCUACAAGCUGGCCAAUAAGUCACUUAUUGCAAUGGAUCAGUUGCAUAUGAACUACAUUUCUGCCGUACACUCGACGGUGAAUGCUGUAGUCCGCGGUUACAGUGAGCCCACUGCGGAGGAGCAACCGAAGCUACUGUAUGAACAAAUAUGCGAGCAACUCAAUACGGACAAGCUUAUUCCAUGUCUGAUCAGUUUGUGCAAGACUUUCUGGACUAUACUGGCCUCCUACUAUCAGGUAGUCAUAUGGCACAACAACUAUAAGUUAUAUGCACAGCAGGAAGAGACGGAUAGCGAUUCUCAAGAUCUUUACAUACAGCAAAAGCUGAAGAAGGGACAGUCACGCAUCUGGAACGAUAUACUGAACAAAGUAUGCCUGUUUCUGCAGAGCGCCAAAUUGAAGACUCUGAAAUACGAUCAGUUCAUUCAAGUGCUGUCCAUAGUGCAGCGCCUGAAAAAGGUGGGCAUUGAAUUUUGCGGUGAGCAGUCGGAGAAGCUAAUUGCGGCUAUGCAGCAGCAGAGCGAGGAGUUCUUUAAACGCUACCACAUUUGUUGUGUUGAAGAGAUUUGUUUGUUUUUGGAUAACGAGUCCUGGACGCCACUGGACUCAUUUGUGCACAUACUGCAGCUGCCGGAAUUCCGCUCCGUGAGGCAUACGCUGAGACGCCACAAAUCUCCAACAACAGCGCUUAUGGCCUCCACCAAUAACUCACCCAUGAGCAACAAUAAUUGUGACGAGCUGGUCUCAGUGCACUCCCAGGACGGUGGCGGCAGUUCCAUUUAUGGUUCCUAUGGCUACUUCUUAAGAUUCUCGGAGAAGAGUUCACCAUUUGAUGGUGGCCUUGAUGCAGCAAUGCUAGAGGAGGACAUUCUAUCGGGCAUUGUGGAUGAGGCCUCUUGCUAUUUCAGCGAAGAAAGCGAUGAUGAGCAAAAGAGUCUACAGAGCAAGGAGUUCGCUGAUGACGCCAGCAACAGUCAACUGCUAGUGAACAACACAGCAUUAAAUGUUUUACGCUGCAUUGGACGCUAUCUGCAAAUGUGCAAGCUGAUGCACUGCAUCUCGCCCAAGAUAGUAUCUUGUAUGCUGGAGCUGCUCGACUUUUAUGCGUACGCAGUGCACGAAAUAUUUGGCAAGGAUGCAAUAGUGGCCACGGAUAAUCUCUAUACACCGCGUCUAGAGGAACGCCUCCGGGGUGUGGAAUCCAAUGUGCUCACUCAUGUUAAGGCUUGGCCGCUCAACUUUUCAUCUCUGAUCAACAAUGAGCUAGCUAAUCCGGACACACUGUACGGUCUUCCACAGCGCAUUGUGGCCGUUGAGGCGGGACGUAGCAUGCUCCAGCAAUUCCAUGUACUACAGAACUAUUUAAACCACCUUUUACCCGCUGCUGAGCGUCCAAUUUUAAGUAAUUAUCUAGAAUAUGGCGAUUUUAUGACUGAUCUGGCCAAACCAGUUUACACCUGUGUCACGUCGCGCGUCAUCGAUCUGACGGCCAUUCUAGCACAAAUGGCAAAGGUCAAAUGGGAUGUGAAUCAUGUAACACACCAGCAUAGCAGUUACAGUGAUGUUCUGAAUCGCAAUAUACAAAACUUUGCCAUGUGCCUGGAGGAAAUAUCCAAAGAGGUGCCUCUACCUAGCAAAAAUGUGUGGAACUCAAUGGCACAUGUGGCCACACAUUUGUUGGUGGAAGGCUUUUCCAAUGUCAAGAAAUGUUCAGCUGGAGGAAGAGCUCUAAUGCAGCUGGAUUUUGCCAACUUUAUGUCAUUCCUUGAACUAAUCUCGAAUCAGAAGUAUCCACAGCAUCGUGCUUACGUGGAUGUAUUUAUCAAAUCAUAUUAUUUUUCGCCGGAACAAUUUGAGCAAUGGAUAGAACAGCAACGACAAACUGAUGAUUAUUCUGCCAAGCAAUUGACGAAUCUGAUACAAUGCAUUUGUGUUAGCGAUAAGCGCACUCGACAGAGGCUGCUUCAGUUGAUGGAUGGCGUGGCAACAAAUGUUACGCCUCAUUCAACGCCACAGAAGAACAUGUGUAAUUCCGGCUCGAAUCUGAGAAAUGUUAUUUAAUUUAUUUCCCUUUUAUUCAUAUUGGUUUUUUGUAUUUAUUUUGUUAUACACGCAAUAAUGGCUAAUGAUUUGGUCAAUUACCUUUGUUACUAGCUGAAUCUUUGUGAGCGGUGUUUAUGUAUUCAAUAUUGUACAUUCCGUUUAGUGCAAAUUUAUUAAUAUUAUGUUGUAAGUUGAUUGUAUUUUAGUUACAUAAGCGAUCUCCAUGAUGUACUUCGUUUCUAUUUUCGAAUCUGUGAAUAAUCUAUAAUCUCCUAUUUCAAUGCGUUACGCUCUCUAUAUAUUUAUAACAAAUGCACAAAUUUAUUGUUUUAUUUUGGCAAUUUGAUUUACCAUUCACAUGACUUAUGUACCUAGAGAAAGCAUAUACACACGUGCAUAUAUCUAACUAGAUAUAAGAUAUAAACAAAUACAAUUUACAAAACAUUUAUUUUAAUACCCAAUUGUAAAAUUUAUUUGCGAAACGGACAAAUAAUUGUAAACAACAUCUCGAACACUAACAUACACCUAUUAAUAAGUGCUAUAUAUGAAUCUGUAACUAAAACAAACUACUAAUAAAGAGUACAUAUUUUGAGAUAUGCAUAUUAAAAUA
This is a messenger RNA of Drosophila innubila, 3583 nucleotides long. It is a transcript of the gene Vps50, whose product is annotated as syndetin. The transcript is spliced from 10 exons. Gene Ontology annotation, biological process: endocytic recycling; retrograde transport, endosome to Golgi. Lineage: Eukaryota; Metazoa; Arthropoda; Insecta; Diptera; Drosophilidae. The record is from RefSeq and is a predicted model, not a curated record. Gene Ontology annotation, molecular function: SNARE binding. The coding region runs from base 70 to 2991 and encodes 973 amino acids. Gene Ontology annotation, cellular component: EARP complex.